GUGAAAAUGGAUGCGACCAUUUCAAAGCGAGGUUGUCGCGAAUCCGCGUCCCAGUGAGCGAGAGUCAGUUUUUGCAGGGGAGGAGAGGAGGAGGAGAGAGAAAGAGAUAGAGAGAGAGGGGAGGAAGGAAGGGGGGGAAGAAGGGGGAAGAGGGUGGUUCGGGAUGACGAUGAUGGCGAUGAGCAUUUCCGGGAUAAACGUGGUGGGAUUAUUAUGUGUAGGUCUCCUCCUUAUGCUUCUCCUCAUCCUCCUCGUCAUCGUCUUUGCCUGCAAGCCAUGGCGCUUCCUCCGCCCCGCCUCCCUCGAUCGGACCGCCCUCAAGGUUGACGAUCUAGAGAGGCCCCUUGUAUCGGAUGAUGCCAGUGCAGGUCAAGGUCAGAGCUAUGAACCAACAAGAAGUUGUGACCUUGAAGGAUCACGUCUUCAACCGGAAGAGUAUUUGUCUUCACCUCGAAUUGAAGGACUUGUUCACAAACCGAGGGUUCCCUCCUCAUCUCCUGGCUUUGAUCAAGGGUCUACUGUGAUUUUAGAUGUUGUUACUGAGCCACUGGAAGAUGCUUAUCUUGGUCAGACACUUAAGCGUUCAUUGGGAUCUAACCUCUCUUUUGAAGAGCAAAAACGCAAUAGAAAGGAAGAGUUAAGCCCUGUCUCAAAAAGCCCUUUGGAUGGAGAUAGGAUUUUUGAGCAUGCAAGCAAGGAUUUCAACCAACAAAGAAGCUGCCUUACCUUGGAGGUUAUCUCGGGCCCUUCUCAAGGGACAUGCUUCUCUAUACGAUCAACUGAUACUUCUAAGCUUCCUCUAACCCUAGGAAGGGUUUCACCAAGUGAUUUACUGCUGAAAGAUUCUGAGGUGUCAGGAAGACAUGCAAUGAUAAACUGGAAUUUGAAUAAUCUAAAGUGGGAGUUGAUAGACUUGGGUAGCUUAAACGGCACACUGUUGAAUUCUCAACCUAUCAACCAUCCUGACACUGGAAGGAGACUCAGAGGUGAUCCUAUUGAACUUGCCAGUGGAGACAUAAUUACCUUGGGUACAACAUCCAAUGUAUAUGUCCGAAUAACAUCCCAAGCUGAGUAUCGUGUCCCUUUUGGAGUUGGUAUGGCAUGUGAUCCAAUGUCUUUGCGUCGUGGAGCAAAGAAGCUUCCCAUGGAGGAUGUCUAUUAUUACCAGUGGCCUCUUCCUGGACUUGAUCAGUUUGGACUUUUUGGUAUCUGUGAUGGACAUGGUGGAGUUGGGGCUGCAAAAUCUGCUAGCAAAUUGUUGCCAGAGAUGGUCGCUACUCUAUUAUCAGAUUCACUGAACAGAGAAAGGGUGUUGUCACUCAAUGAUGCAUCACAUGUUCUUCGUAAUGCAUUCUCACAAACCGAGGAAUGCAUGAAUCACUACUAUGAGGGUUGUACAGCAACUGUGCUUCUCAUUUGGGCUGAUGGCGAGCAAAGGUUUUUUGCUCAGUGCGCAAAUGUCGGAGACUCAGCUUGUGUCAUAGAUAUUGAUGGGAAUCUGAUUAAGAUGACAGAAGAUCAUAGAGUCACUAGUUAUUCUGAAAGACUUCGAAUUAAAGAGAUAGGAGAAGCACUGAAGGAUGGGGAAACACGUCUCUGUGGAUUAAACCUUGCUCGAAUGCUUGGGGACAAAUUUCUUAAACAACAGGAUGGAAGAUUCAGCUCAGAGCCUUACAUAAGUCAAGUUGUACAUAUUGACAAAGCAAACAGGGCCUUUGCACUAAUGGCAAGUGAUGGCUUAUGGGACGUUAUUAGUAUGAAGAAGUCAGUUCAGCUAGUGCUCCAGACCAUGGAGAGAUACUCUGCGGAGAGGGAGGAUGUGGCAGACAAGAUAGCCAAUUCUUUGCUAAGCGAAGCUAGAAAUCUUCGAACAAAGGACAACACAUCAAUAAUACUUUUGGACUUCAGCAACUCAUCUGGAGCUUCUUCGUGCAGAGUUGGUUCUUGAUUUGAUGAUGGUGCAGUUUCAGUAAUACUUUGGCUUUCUACAAGUUCAGAUUCUGCCUUUGAGUGGCAUGGACAGAGAGCAACACCCGAGCACUCGUUCUUCUGGGGACUAAAGAGGCUCAUGAACUGUUUGCUGCCGAAGCUAAUUGCAUCCAUGGAUUUUGAGUGCGCGUCUAACUUUGCCAGUUAGUGAAUCAGCAGAUUUUGUAGAAAGAGAAAAAAAUAAAAAGCAGAAGCCAUUCCAACGAAGAGCAAGCCAUGUUUGACCUCCAUGCCAUAGAUUUUUUAGGUCGACAAUGUGGGGAAACUGCACCAUCUGCAUUGCGGUUCGGUACAUGAUUUAUCAGGUUAGCCCAGGCACAUAUACACAGAACCACACACUAACAUUUAACAAACUGACCAUUAGGUGUUCGGAAACUCUGCACCAUGAGUCGAGUUUUGGGUUAUGUAAGAGAACAUAUGUAUCCCUUCCUUUGUAUAUAAUUCCAAUAGUUUCAGUUUCAUA
Messenger RNA from Eucalyptus grandis, 2452 nucleotides. RefSeq names its product protein phosphatase 2C 70. Gene Ontology annotation, molecular function: cation binding; protein binding; protein serine/threonine phosphatase activity. Bases 11 to 1948 code for a protein of 645 amino acids. The transcript has 13 exons. Lineage: Eukaryota; Viridiplantae; Streptophyta; Magnoliopsida; Myrtales; Myrtaceae. Gene Ontology annotation, biological process: protein dephosphorylation. The record is from RefSeq and is a predicted model, not a curated record.